UGUUUUUUGAUAAUGAAUCUGUCAACUGCUCUACCGAACCUAACCUGAAUAUCGACCGUUUGAUUAGCUUUAGUGCUGGCAAGUAGGUUUAGAUUUCUUUGUCAACGUUUCAACGGGCAGCAGUAAAACUGACAAGAAUCCACUGAAUAGUAAAUUUCCGUCACUUUUCCUGCAAAAAUGUCACGGAAUUUUAUUGAUACAGAAUUGCUCUGUGACAUAUGCUUUGUUCAGUUUGACUUGAACAAUCACCGUCCUAAGAGCUUGCCCUGUGGGCACACCAUUUGCAUCGAGUGCGUGCAGAAUCCGGCUUUGGGAAAAAAGUGCCCAACUUGCAGAAAGGACCUUACCGCUGACCCAGGCAGCCUCCCCGACAACAUUCUUGCGAUCCGAAUGAUUGAAAAGGAUGGUGCGCCACCCCGCAAGGUGGCCAGGAAGGAGGACACUAAGAUGCAGCAGCUGCAGCGGGGCGUGGAGGCGGGGAGGAAGGUGGUGCAGCAGCUGCGUGAGGUAGUGCCUAUGGCGGUAGCGGCCCUCAACCGCCAGCUGGUUUCGUCGGUGGCUUCGCUCCGCCAAAUUGAGGAGGCUUUCGACAAACUGAAGCAGGUGGCGGCAGGCAGUGAGGGCACCACACCGGACCUCACUGCGGAGCAGCUGCAGCUGGUGGCGCAGCUGGAGGACAGCCUCCGUCUGCUCACCACCAACAAGUGCAGCGUCGUUGCGGAGGAAGGCGCGGGUGUGGCCGCCUGGAAGGCCUCUGUGCUGCUGGGGCCAAUUGACCACAUUUUGCGUCCCCUGCUGCUUCUGCUGCGGGCGAGCGGCCAGCUGACUAAGGUAGACAAUGGCGCUGUUGCAGUCCCCUCGGCGGCCAGCGUGGCGCCGCCCAGACUGUCCACCCUCUACAUCGAGCACAAGGACAUAGACGACGAUGGGCACUUGAAGGUGAACGACAUCCUACGGAACGGGCUGCGCUGGAGAAACAUACGCACAAUAAAUAACUUGAAAGGCCGCGACUCGGAGAAGCUGCUGCGGGUCAUGGCGCGCCACGUCGAAGAGCUGAAGAUCGUUGGCCUCGCUGGGCCGAGCCUGAUGAAAGAGGUGCAGAAGAUGUCAUCGCUCAAGAAGGUGAUCGUCAAAUGCGAUAGGAAUUUGGUGGACUACCCGGACCUGCCCUUGCAGUUGGAGGAGCUAUCGAUUUCUUUUCCGAGCGAGAACCAGCUGCGCUGUUUGCGGCGUAUGCCCAUGCUACGCAGUCUCAUGGUGGAGAACUACCAAUGCCCAAAUGUGUUCCUGACCCCCUCGCAGCACGGCGCACUGCUGUGGCUUGGCGUGUGCUUGAAUGAGAACCACAAGUCCACCAUGCUGUCCCUGAUUCGCGCCUUUGCCGCAUCGCUCCAGGAGCUGCAGAUCUUUUGUGGCACAAACGAAGACGAUUUCCCGAGCUUCUUUUUCCCCGAUUUGGGUGAGGACCUGGCGGAGUGCAGCCUGGAAGCACUGCGUCGGCUUGUUCUGAACCGUGGGUCAACCUCAGAAUGCACGGAUGGUUAUGCCUGCUUGUUGCAGCGACAGACCAUUCGUGAUGUCUUGCACUCCUCCGUCGACGUGCUUUGCGGCGGCUGUCAGAGCUCCAGUGUUCUAGCAUGACGCAGUUAACGUCACUGUUGUAAAGAGAAACAAGGUUAGCACUUUACACAAAUAAGGACAGGACUGUGCGUAGCAACACUAAGAAAUGUUAUAGCUUUCAGUUAAAACUAUUUAAAUGGAAUAUAAUUAAAAAGAUACCUAAUUACAAUAAAUUUGUGGCUUUUUUG
This is a messenger RNA of Frankliniella occidentalis (western flower thrips), 1808 nucleotides long. RefSeq lists its product as uncharacterized. Gene Ontology annotation, biological process: protein ubiquitination. The record is from RefSeq and is a predicted model, not a curated record. The transcript is spliced from 4 exons. The coding region runs from base 178 to 1641 and encodes 487 amino acids. Gene Ontology annotation, molecular function: ubiquitin protein ligase activity. Lineage: Eukaryota; Metazoa; Arthropoda; Insecta; Thysanoptera; Thripidae.